This is a messenger RNA of Arvicanthis niloticus (Nile rat), 288 nucleotides long. Its product is annotated as secretoglobin family 2A member 1-like. Lineage: Eukaryota; Metazoa; Chordata; Mammalia; Rodentia; Muridae. Gene Ontology annotation, biological process: androgen receptor signaling pathway. The record is from RefSeq and is a predicted model, not a curated record.
AUGAAGCUGGUGGUUCUGUUCAUGUUGGUCACCAUCCCCAUUUGCUGCUAUGCCAGUGGUUCUGGCUGCAUUAUUCUAGAUGAAAUUAUCAACAAGACAAUUGACUCGUCUGUGUCUGAGGACGAAUAUCUACAAUUGCUUAGUCCAUAUAUAUACACACCUCUUACUAGAAAUGCUGCCACGGAAUUCAAACAAUGUUUUCUAGCCCAGGAUAAUGCGACUCUGGAAAAUGUUAACGUGAUGAUGGAGGCAAUAUAUGACAGCAACAGCUGUCAAGAGUCGUCAUAA